This is a messenger RNA of Mirounga angustirostris (Northern elephant seal), 1391 nucleotides long. RefSeq names its product apelin (gene APLN). Gene Ontology annotation, biological process: signal transduction. Lineage: Eukaryota; Metazoa; Chordata; Mammalia; Carnivora; Phocidae. Bases 334 to 567 code for a protein of 77 amino acids. Gene Ontology annotation, molecular function: apelin receptor binding; hormone activity. The record is from RefSeq and is a predicted model, not a curated record. The transcript has 3 exons.
GCGGGGAGCAUUCUCGCUGGCAGCCCGGGCCACGGGCACUCGGAGCCUCGGCCCAGCAGCCAGCCUCCUGGAGAGAGCUCGCCGCCGUCCCCGGAGCCGCCCGCGGAGGCCAGCUUGGCGGCGCUGCCCCGCGGCAGGAGAGGGAGGCUGCCGGGGAGGAGGCGGCGAGCGAGCGCGGCAGGCGGCCAGCCGGCGCGGCGCAGCCAGGGAGCCACGCGAGCUCCGCGCCCGCACGCACGCACGGUCCGCGGCUCGCGCCUUUCCCCGCCUCGGGGCGCCCGGCCUCCCCCGCCCCCCGGCCCCGGGGCCGCUGCGGCGCGGCCGAGGAGCAGCAUGGAUCUGCGGCGCUGCGUGCAGGCGCUCCUGCUGCUCUGGCUCUCCCUGACUGCGGCGUGUGGAGGGCCCCUGCUGCAGCCUUCCGAUGGCAAGGGGCUGGAGGAGGGCAAUGUCCGCCACCUGGUGCAGCCCAGAGGAUCGAGGAAUGGACCGGGGCCCUGGCAGGGCGGUCGGAGGAAAUUCCGCCGCCAGCGGCCGCGCCUCUCGCACAAGGGCCCCAUGCCUUUCUGAAGCAGGACUGAGGGGGCCCCUGAGUGCCCACCCCCUGCGACUCUGGCUACUCCAUAGAUUGGUCUGCUUCUCUGGAGCCCUCACUUCCAUUCGCCUCUCUUCUCGCACCUGUCCUUGCUGCUGACGGUCCCGGCUCUUCUCACCCACCGGCUUCCCCGAAUGACAUGAUCCUGCCCCUAGUUCGGAUGAUUCCCUUUCUCUCCCAUGGAUCCAUUCAGCCCCUCUUCCUGGCCCAUCCCUGGACUGACUUCGGAGACCCAACACUGGAAGGCUGGACUUCUCCCUGGCCUUCCCCUUCCUCUAGUCGUCUUCCCCCACCCCCAGUCCAACAGCCCAAGCUUCGCCCAGCCCUUCCUUCCUCACCUCACUGGUGCCCUGGGGGCUGGAGGGGAAACACUCCCUUCCUUCUUCAGUGGGCUCCGGCAGGUCCCAGGCUUUCAAGUCACGUGGACCCUUCACCCGGCAAGGAGGCCCUGGUUAGACGGGCUGGGGCAUCGAUUGGGAUGCAGACCAGGCGCCUUGCGGGGUAUCGGAACGGGGCUCGGUCCUCUGGUGAGGGGAGAGGGAAAGCACUGGAGAAGAGGAAUAGCUGCUGUAGGCUUUUCCUCCUGCCGUGUUUGGCUUACCAAAGAGGCGAAGGAGAGGGGCCAUGAAGUACUUCAUCUCCUCUCUGUGUCUCCUAACACUGCCCCCCACCUCACCCCCAACUCGCUCCCUCCCUCCCGUGCCCGCUAGUUAAGCUCUCGCUCAGGAGAUGGCUCUGUACCCUCCCAGGAGCAAAAGCCAAGCAGGAGGAGUGGGUUUUUUUUUUUUUUUGCCAAGAA